AUGACACUCAUUCAACGGCAUAUUCGUUCAAGAUCCAUCCCCAAGCGAUGGUUUGGGAGCAACAGGCCGUCUGGCUCCGCCGCCUCCAGCUUGCAACUUCGGGUCAAGGAACGCAUCCAUGAGAUAGACGCCUCGACACCUUUUUCGCAUCACCUCCGAGACACUUUCAACCGCAAGCACGACUACCUGAGGAUCUCCUUGACGGAGAGGUGUAACCUACGAUGCUUCUACUGCAUGCCCAGCGAGGGGGUCGAGUUAUCGCCAGAUGGAAAGCUUCUGGCCAACGAAGAAAUGCUUCGUUUAGCCACCUUGUUCGUCAAGAGCGGAGUAACAAAGAUCAGACUCACAGGGGGAGAGCCCACUGUACGAAAGGGGAUUGUAGACAUUGUCGGUAGCCUCAAUAAAUUGCAGAGAUAUGGUUUGAAAUCGAUCGGCAUGACUAGCAAUGGACUUGCUCUACACCGUCGUCUUCCCCUUCUCGUGCAGAACGGGCUCACACAUCUGAACCUCAGUUUAGACACGUUGGAUCCACUCAAAUUCGAGCUUAUCACAAGGCGUAGAGGCCAUGAUGCGGUCCUGAAGGCACUUGACGUGGCGCUGUCUCUUCCGUUGGCUUCAGUCAAAUUGAAUGUCGUUGUCAUCAAGAACUUGAACGACUCUGAGGUCCUUGACUUCAUCGACAUGACAAAGGAUAAGCCAUUUUCUGUUCGCUUCAUCGAGUUCAUGCCCUUCACUGGAAACAAGUGGGAUAAAAAGAAGAUGGUCAAGUCCUCGGAAUUGCUGGAGCGCAUUAGAGUCCGGCAUCCCAAUGUUCAACGUGCUUCGGACGAGUUGAAUGAUACUGCAAGAUCCUGGAUCAUCCCUGGGCACGAGGGCAGCUUCGGGUUCAUCUCGAGCAUGUCAGACCAUUUCUGCGCGUCCUGCAACCGGCUUCGCUUGACUGCGGACGGUCAGAUCAAGGUUUGCUUAUUUGACGCCAACGAAGUUUCUCUCCGCGACAAACUCCGAACUGGAGCAUCCGACGAUGAACUACUAGAAACUAUUGGUCGUGCUGUAGCUGGCAAGAAGGAGAAACAUGCAGGCAUGGAAGACAUCGACGUCAGACAAUGCAUCAUCCAUGCCGUAUACUGUACUGAACGUAACUUUUGGGUUGUAGGAAAGACACGGCGAGUGUCCCGUAUGGCGCGGUUUCCCCGUCAGCAUACCCCUGCCCAUAUGAUUCCGACACAUGCACUGUCAGUCGGUGCGCUUCGAUUAUACAGUACUGCGGCUCACCUUACACAUCUGGACGAGCAUGGCCGGGCUUCAAUGGUUGACGUCAGCGACAAAGCAGCGAUCAGACGCUCCGCGACGGCAUCCGGCAGGAUACUUAUCCCCAAAGCGGCUUACCAUCUCAUUACGUCGUCCUACCCAUUGGAAGCCGAAGAACACUCACGAGAGCAGAACAUCGAGGACGUUGGCGUCGCCAAGGCAAGGAGGAAAGGAGAUGCUCUUAAUGUUGCGCAACUCGCAGCCAUCAUGGGAGCGAAGCAAACGUCGACGCUGAUCCCCCUCUGCCAUCCUCUCUCAUUAUCCAGCAUCAACGUGAGCCUGGUCCCAAAGGUCUCGAAAACAGCAUCGGGGUGGUCAUACAGCAUUCGGUGCACUGCGACUGUGACAUGCGAGGGCAAGACGGGGGUGGAGAUGGAAGCGUUGACUGCGGUUUCCGUCGGGCUGCUAACAGUUUGGGAUAUGUUAAAAGCGGUCGCUGGGGGAGACAUGGAAAUCGGAAGAAUUAUGGUCACGGACAAGUCUGGUGGUCGAAGUGGUGACUUCCACCGGCAGUCGUCCUCGGAGGAAUAA
This is a messenger RNA of Cyclocybe aegerita, 1842 nucleotides long. The record is from the annotation of a GenBank genome assembly. NCBI's taxonomy places the organism in Eukaryota, Fungi, Basidiomycota, Agaricomycetes, Agaricales, Hemipholiotaceae.